AUGUCUUCCACCGAAAUCUACUCUCAACCCGCAGCAACUGGCACCGGGACUGAUGUGCGUACCAAAGUCCUCUUCGCUAUUGACAGCCUCAAAGCAAAAUCACCAGCCUCAAUACCCACUGCGACGCUGAUUGCCGACAACAUUAGAGGGCCAGAACAGACACCUGAACUGGUAUCGCGCUUCAGGCAGUUCCUGAACGCAAACGAAAAGGUUUCUUACAACAAAGAGACCGACUCAUACUCUUUUCGACCUGUCCAUGAUAUCUUCAAUGCAGACGACCUGAUCGGUUUCCUACAGUCGCAAACCACGGCGCUGGGCUUGAAUGUUCGUGAUCUCAAGGACGGCUGGAACGACGUUGAGAAGACUAUCGAUCAACUUGAGAAAGAUCAAAAACUCCUUGUGGUGCGAAACAAAAAGGACAACCAUGCGAAGAUGGUCUGGGCUGACGAUCCCACUCUCCAUGCACCUAUGGAUGACGAAUUUGUGAAGCUUUGGGAUGAGAUUUCCAUGCCUUCGGGAGGACAUGAGGCGGUAGUGAAGGAAUUGAAGCAGAAGGGCAUGACCUCUGCUGAUUCUGGUAUGGCACCAGCAGUCAAGGUAGUCAAAAAGGAGAAGCCGAAAAAGAAGAUCAGACGAGGAGGCAAAGUCACCAAUACACAUAUGCAGGGCAUAUUGCGGGACUAUUCUCACCUCAAGAGAUGA
Endocarpon pusillum Z07020 is the source of this 702-nucleotide messenger RNA. RefSeq lists its product as uncharacterized. NCBI's taxonomy places the organism in Eukaryota, Fungi, Ascomycota, Eurotiomycetes, Verrucariales, Verrucariaceae. Gene Ontology annotation, biological process: transcription initiation at RNA polymerase II promoter. Gene Ontology annotation, cellular component: transcription factor TFIIE complex. The transcript has a single exon. The record is from RefSeq and is a predicted model, not a curated record. The coding region runs from base 1 to 702 and encodes 233 amino acids.